UGUCCGAGGAAAGAUGGCGGAAGGAGGAGCGGCUGAUCUGGAUACCCAGAGAGGAGAGGUCGCGGCACUAUUGAAAACUCAGCUAAGGAAGGGAGACACUUGGUACCUGGUGGACAGUCACUGGUUUAAACAGUGGAAGAAAUAUGUGGGAUUUGACAGUUGGGACAAAUACCAGAUGGGGGACCAGAAUGUCUACCCAGGGCCAGUUGACAACUCUGGUCUUCUCAGAGAUGGGGAUGUGCUGGCCAUCAAAGAGCACCUCAUUGAUGAGUUGGACUACAUCCUGGUUCCCACAGAGGGCUGGAAUAAGCUUGUCAGUUGGUACGGACUGACAGAGGGCCAGGAGCCAAUUGCACGUAAGGUGGUGGAACAGGGUAUGUUUGUGAAGCACUGUAAGGUGGAGGUGUACCUGACAGAGUUGAAGCUCUGUGAAGACAGCAACAUGGACAAUGUGAUCACUAGACGCUUCAGUAAAGCUGACACAAUAGACAUGAUAGAGAAAGACAUGAGGAAGCUGUUCAGCAUUCCUGAUGAGAAAGAGACCAGGCUGUGGAACAGGUACAUGAGCAACACCUUUGAGCCUCUCAACAAACCUGAUAGCACAAUUCAGGAUGCUGGCCUCUACCAAGGACAGGUUCUUGUAAUAGAGCAGAAGAAUGAGGACGGCUCUUGGCCUCGAGGCUCCACAGCACCAAAGUCAUCUGGUGCUUCCAAUCUCUCUGCUUUGCCAAAGAUCUCGCCUUCAUCUCUCACAAACAAUCAUAACAGCAGCUUCAACAGCAGGAAUGUGAAGAAUUCAAGCUAUAGUCUGCCGUCCUACCACCCCUACAGUAACAGUUACGACUACUCGGACCAGGGCAGACAGAGUGAGCGCUCAGGCCUCUGUGGACUCUCCAACCUGGGCAACACCUGUUUCAUGAACUCUGCAGUGCAGUGUCUCAGUAAUAUCCCUCCAUUGACGGAGUACUUCCUCAAAGACAAAUACACGGACGAGCUGAACGAGGACAACCCACUGGGAAUGAAAGGAGAGAUUGCCAAGGCCUAUGCUGAGCUUAUCAAGCAGCUGUGGUCGGGCAAAUUCAGCUAUGUCACCCCAAGGCCUUUCAAGACCCAGGUGGGCCGCUUUGCUCCUCAGUUCUCAGGCUACCAGCAGCAGGACUCUCAUGAGCUGUUGGCCUUUCUCCUGGACGGCCUUCACGAGGACUUGAACCGCAUUAGGAAGAAGCCCUACAUCCAGCUAAAGGAUGCUUACGGCAGGCCCGACAAGGUGGUAGCGGAAGAAGCGUGGGAGAGCCACAUCAAGAGAAACGACUCGAUCAUCGUGGACAUCUUCCACGGCCUUUUCAAGUCCACCCUGGUGUGUCCUGUGUGUUCCAAGGUCUCUGUGACCUUCGAUCCUUUCUGCUACUUGACUCUGCCACUUCCUAUGAGGAAGGAGCGGACACUGGAGGUCUAUCUGGUCAGACUCGACCCUCUGGCCAAACCCACUCAGUACAAGCUGACUGUGCCUAAGGUGGGCUACAUAUCUGACCUGUGUACCUCCCUCUCCAGCUUGUCUGGAGUUCCCGCUGAGAAGAUGAUUGUAACUGACAUCUACAACCACCGUUUCCAUCGGAUCUUUGCCACCAAUGAAAACCUCAGCAGCAUCAUGGAGAGAGAUGAUAUCUAUGUAUUUGAGUUGGCAGUGAACAGGGUGGAGGACACGGACCAUGUCGUGAUCCCAGUUCACCUGAGGGAGAAGUACAAACAGUCGGGCUACAACCACACCAGCACGCCGCUGUUCGGACAACCGUUCCUCAUCGCUGUGCCCAGAACCCUCAGUGAAGACAAACUAUAUAACAUGCUGCUUGUGCGCCUCUGCCGGUUUGUGCGAUCUUCAGUUGAGGAAGAUGAGGAGGACUGCGAAGAGACGCAGCCAUCGAAACCACACACUGUCAAUGGUAAUGCCACUAAUGGACUUCUGGAGGAGGGUUCGCCAAGUGAAAUGGAGACUGACGAGCAGGACGACGAGUCCAGUCAGGACCAGGAGCUGCCCUCCGAGAAUGACAACAGCCAAUCGGAGGACUCUGUGGGCGGGGACAAUGAACUGGAGAACGGCGUGGUCGGCCCACAGAACUCCACCAAAUGCCAGCAGACGGCCGAGCACAACAACAAAAAGAGACUUUUUACAUUCCAGUUCAAUAACAUGGGCAAAACGGACUUUUCGCUCAUCAAGGAGGACACCAGGCAGAUCCGCUUUGACGAGGGACAUCUUCGACUCAGUGACCGCUCUUAUCUCUCCUUGGACUGGGAACCAGAGAUCAAGAAAAAGUACUUUGACGAGACCGUUGUCGAGGACUUUGACAAGCACGAAAGCAUGGAGUACAAGCCCCAGAAGAAGGCUUUCUUCAAGCUUAAGGACUGCAUUGAGCUGUUCACCACCAAGGAAAAACUAGGAGCAGAGGACCCAUGGUACUGUCCUAACUGUAAGCAGCACCAACAGGCCACUAAAAAGUUGGACCUGUGGUCUCUGCCACCGGUGCUGGUGGUCCAUCUGAAGCGCUUCUCUUACAGCCGCUAUAUGAGGGAUAAACUGGACUCUCUUGUUGAUUUUCCACUGAGAGAUCUGGACAUGUCUGAGUUCCUGAUCAACCCCAACGCGGGGCCGUGUCGCUACGACCUCAUUGCCGUUUCUAACCACUACGGAGGAAUGGGUGGAGGCCACUAUACUGCUUACGCUAAGAACAAAGACGAUGGAAAGUGGUACAACUUUGAUGACAGCAGCGUGUCUCCUGCCAGCGAAGAUCAAAUAGUGUCCAAAGCUGGUUACGUGUUGUUUUACCAGCGGCAGGACACGGUGAAAGGCACAGGCUACUUUGCUCUUGACCGAGAGGAGGAGGAGGAGGAGAGGAGGAGGAGGGAGAGGAGGAGGAGGAGGAGGAGGAGGAGAGAAAAAAAAAAAGAAUGAGAAUGAGAAUGAGAGAACGAGGAGGAGGAGGAGAAGAGACGGGAGAGAAAGACCACCUCCUCCACUCAGUGUGCCUCGUCAGCUGCUGCUGCUGCUGCUGCUGCUCAGAACAAUGAGGAGGACCUUUACGAGAGCGUGUGCAGGAAAAACGACAACGAGCAGGGAGACGAUGAGGAGGAAGAUGGCGACGAGGAGGAGGAAGAGGAGGAGGAGGAGGAGGAGCCCAAUCGGGAUGUCACCAUGAAAACCAACUGAAGUUGACACGCGGGACAACGGAUAAAUGGAGAGAUGGAUGCUGGAAUCUUUCCAUCCAAAGCCAUAUGGACACUCAGCAUGGCAGCGGGCGGCAUCAGUUCCACUCUGUGGCUCAGACUCGGCCGCUCCACAGGCGGAGCCAAUGUGUUUUAGGUCAGGGAGCUGCUGCGGUACACAGUACACUCUAAGAAAUCAGGGCCCUCCUCUGUGGUUGGAUCACGGUGUUUGUGUGUGUGUGUGUGUGUGUGUGUUUGAGCGUGUGUGUGUGUUUGUGCCGCCAAGUCUGUCCGUUUGGGAAUUGCUCACUAAAUACCACCGGGGAUGGAUUUUGUGGUGACUCCGUACGUUAGUGCAGCACUCUGAACCUCCCACUGCUUUUUGUGUUCCUUUGUUAAAUUUUUUACAUAAAUAUAUUUAUAUAUUUCAGAGCAAUGCAUUGUUGGCAUAUCAUUUUAGUAUCAUUUAGAGAUUUUUGUAAAUAUUUUAGACACUGAAAUCAUUUUGGGGGUUGUCGGGAUGUGCGGAAAUGUUUUUGAAAAUUGCACAAUCACCAAUCAUCCACCUUUUUUUGUUUAUUUCAUGUAUUAUUGCCAGACACACUGCAUUUGUUUAACAAUGAUGCUGUCUCUCAGAGGGUUUUCUCACAUAAAGAAGCUUAGGAAGCUGCCUUUAAUAAGCCAGUGGUGAGAUGCGUGUGCAGUCACACUUAAUGUAAAGAAGUGAUGCCCGUAUUUGUGUGGUUUUAUAGAGUUAAACAGCUUUGUGCUGCUGCUGCUGCUGCUGUGGUCUUAUAGUUUUAGACAGUUGAGUACUUCGUUCACAGGCUCAAACCUUGGUAAUUUAAGGCUGUGCUUCUGUUGUCUUUCGCUCUGGUCUUGUGUGCUAAUAACACAUUUUUUUAUACCCAAAAUAAAGCAGGGUAACUUUUUUUAACCAGCAGACUUUGCAGUGUAAGGAUACAGAUUGUAUUUGUGCAUAUUCAGCUGCAAACGUGAAUCAGGAGAAGUUGUUUCAGAAUGUCCGAGCAUUCAAAUUUCUGUCUCGAUGAUCUCCACAUAGCAGGCAGCAGUUGUCGACACAAAUCUUCCCUUCAGCUCUCCCCCUCUCAUUACACUUUGUAAUUCGUUUUCAAAGCUUUACCUUGGCUCUGCACUCUCUGAGGCACUGUGAGAUUGGGAACAUUGGUGAUUUCGCUGACAUCAGAUACAUUGUCUGUUUGGAUCACCUCGGCCUUAACUCUUAAUCUCGGACCAGUUGCCUUUUGCUUUGCACAUCACGGUUGCGCAGUCUUUCUUGCAUUUCCUCUUCCAAACCGCAAACUCUGUAUAAAAAUGGACGUAGCCUACUGUUUGCAAAGCAAAACUCUCAUUUUGAAGCCUAAAGAUUUGACCGGUGCAAUGAUCGCUUUAUGAAACACGGAUGCCACCUGCAACCAGUAACCUAUUGGGACAGUACCAGCUGUCGAUCACACUGGUGUCCAACUCGUAUGUGCCAUGCUUUAUCGUCCAUGUUGCUCUAUAUAAUCAUGUUCCAGUGAAGACGACCUGCAACUACAAAAGAUCAUUGACAUUAGGCUCAUGUUCCCACAGACUUCCUUUCAAAAGGACUUCUUUUUGCGAACAGCGGAGUCGCCCCCUAGUGGCUAACUUCCCCGGGCUUCACUUUCCAAAGCGGAAAGCUACGUCUAUUUUUAUAUACAGUUUUCUAUUCCAAACACACAAUCACACGAGUAUGAAUGUCUGUAUUUGCUUGUUAUAUCGCAGCCACGUCAUCCUGCAGGGCUUUUUGUUUGUUUUUAUAAAAGCCACAUGAGGGCCAGAAUAUAUGCUAAAUGGAAUGAACACUGACCAGAUGUAUGUGGUUGAUGCCUUUUGAGUCUUUACAGGGCCAUAUCUGUUUUUCAUUUCCCCCCCCCCUUCUGUCUUUCAUGGCUCCCUCUCGGUUUGGAUGAAUGUAACGGUAAAUGGGGUUUCCUCGCCUUUGAUACUCGCUGUAUGCAUUAAUGGGUACUGCUGAAUGUGUCUCUUUACAGAAAGGGACAAAUAAAUGCUUGUCUGAGGUCUUUGAGGAUGUGGAGGAAAAAGGGGGAGACAAACUGAAAACUGAGGGGUGAGUCUGCCCAAAAGGCCUUUCAGCUUUCGGGAUCAUGACACAGUGAAAUUAUUUUGUGGCAGGGUUGUUGCAGGGUAUUCUUCCAUCGAUGUAGCUCACGAUUGAAUGUUGAUGUUUUAUUUUUCUACCCGUUCUUUCCAUUGUAAACAACAUUAGCAUACUUGCUGUUGCCUCAGAAUAUUAGACGUGUACCAUCUCUCUCUCUCUAUUGCCGCGCUUUCACCUCGGUGGGCUCCAUCGCUGUGGCACCGUCUCUCUUUUUGGGCAACUCACCCCAUCCUGACUGUGUGAGAUGUGAUUGCUACUAUAGAGUUAUACAAUACUGUACAUAAUAGUUCACUCUGUGAGUGCACAUUUGAUAAAGUUUAUUUAUUUAUAUGUAAGCAUUUAAUAAUAAACAGACAAUAUAUUUAAGCCUCGGCAAGACCCGAUAUGUCGGGGGAGAAAAACUUGGAUUUCGGUCCACACGUACACACCAAUUCGCAAAGUCUUGCCUGUGCUCUUGUCAGGGAGGGAAUAUUUAAAAAGAAAAAGGAUGGUUCUGAUGUUUUGGGACUUUUUUUGUAGAAAAGAAAUAAUGGAAAAAUAAAUAAAAAAACAACAACAAUAAUCCAGACAUCCUUGCAUGAUGAUGACAUAACGGGGGUUUCCAGAUUUUGCUGCACUUGAGUUCACUUGGGUUUACAUUUGAAAUGUGCAUGUGUAUUUAUACACAAUCUUCAGUAAAGAUGUGUAAAGCUU
Messenger RNA from Solea senegalensis (Senegalese sole), 6055 nucleotides. Its product is annotated as ubiquitin carboxyl-terminal hydrolase 15-like. Gene Ontology annotation, molecular function: cysteine-type deubiquitinase activity. Gene Ontology annotation, biological process: protein deubiquitination. The record is from RefSeq and is a predicted model, not a curated record. NCBI's taxonomy places the organism in Eukaryota, Metazoa, Chordata, Actinopteri, Pleuronectiformes, Soleidae. The transcript is spliced from 22 exons.